AUGAAGAUCACCUCAUCACUGCUGCUCGUCGGAGCUCUAGCCUCCACAGCACUUGCCGCCACUACCACAGCUGCAGACGACACCGCCGCCGUAACGGCUACCCAAACCGCAACGGCCAAAGCGAGCGCGACAGAUGACUCCGGUAGCACCGCGGUUCUGACGGGGACCAAUACCAAAACUGCCACCGGUACUGCCACCGCCACCGCCACCGCCACCGGCACCACGACCAAGGGCACCACCGAGGCCACUAGCACCACCAAGACCAACACUGUCAAGAUCACCUCGACUUGGACCUCAUCCGCCAAUGCCGUCACAACCUACCCGCCCAACAUUGUUUCGGGCGCUGAGAGACCCGUUGUGGGCUGGAGCUUGGCUGCGCUGGCAGCUUUCAUUGCCACCUUUUAG
Molecule: messenger RNA, 405 nt
Organism: Pseudomassariella vexata
Lineage: Eukaryota; Fungi; Ascomycota; Sordariomycetes; Amphisphaeriales; Pseudomassariaceae
Exons: 1
Coding region: 1-405 (134 amino acids)
Source: RefSeq, a predicted model, not a curated record